Schistosoma guineensis is the source of this 1066-nucleotide messenger RNA. The record is from the annotation of a GenBank genome assembly. NCBI's taxonomy places the organism in Eukaryota, Metazoa, Platyhelminthes, Trematoda, Strigeidida, Schistosomatidae.
GAUACCCAUAUAAAACGUAAUGAAUACUCGACUCAUACCAGAUGAAACUAUAUCAGCUUUACCUGGAGAAAGUGGAAGUAUUGCUGAAGCAAUUGGACCCGUUGAAGGAUUAGCACAACCAUCCUCAGGAGAAACGGUAGAUCGGCGUAAUGCAAUCGCUUUAACUGCAGCUUUCAAUUUCACUGGUACAACACCAUCAGCUAAUGGCGCAACCAUGCAGGAAUACUUUGUACAAACAGUGGUUUCAUCUCCUAUUCAACAUGAAUUAUUAUUGAAUCGAUUGCAUGGUUUAUGCCGUGAAUGGACAGAUUUCUGUGAUCAAGAAACUAUAUUCGAAAUAGGAAGUGAUAAUCGAACUGAUACAAAUAACCUUAUAGGUAUGAACAGAUCAUCUGGAAAUACAUCCGCUGCCGUUGGCGUCUUAGCUGCCACUGCAUCAGGUAGUGCAACUGUCACUAUACGUGUUCGUCGAAGUCUUUUAAGUAGAGUAAAUAAACCUGGUCGAGAAUUUUCUGUUCUACGAUAUUUAGGAGCCGUAGAAACUGAUAAAAUAAUUUUACGACGUAGUUGUCUUGAAAUGCCGGUUACUGGACCAAUCGUUAGUUUUCUAUAUGAUUUGGGAUUUGACUAUGAAUCUACGUUUGUUGCUGAAGGUCAAGAAUUUAUUCGUGGACGUGUGAAAGUUUUAGUUUAUACAGUUAAUGAAAUAACCAGCUUUCAAAGUAUUGCAACUUCAAACGCUAUGGGAUUUGGUUUUGAUGGACAGGGAUUAGCACCCAAAGAUUGGCGACGUUUAUGUUCUCGUAGUUGGAUGGUAGAGAUCAGUGUAGUUGGCAGUCCUGCUGAUGAUCAUUUACAAGAAGAAAUUACAGAUUUUGUUGAACUACUUCAUCCAAUUAUUGUACCAACAAAACUUGAUAGCAAUUUGUUUACUCGUAAAUGUUGAUAAUUUUGUGUGCUUUUCUUUUAUCUACUUUUUAUCGGGUUUUGUAUAAGUCGUUCAUAUUCUUUUUUAAAGAUUGUAUUCAUAUAUGUAAAAAUACAGAGUUUAUUGAUAUGUACAAAA